Messenger RNA from Dreissena polymorpha, 10872 nucleotides. RefSeq lists its product as uncharacterized. The record is from RefSeq and is a predicted model, not a curated record. NCBI's taxonomy places the organism in Eukaryota, Metazoa, Mollusca, Bivalvia, Myida, Dreissenidae. The transcript is spliced from 3 exons. Bases 63 to 1916 code for a protein of 617 amino acids.
AAAGACAACAAACCUAUCUCUUAGCUACAACUGGGUCUCCACAACUUAGAGGGUCUACAGCUAUGUUGAUCUCAACAGCAAACCAGCCGCUAGGAAUCAGUGCAAUACCUUCACCUGAUAUCAAGAAUGGACAACUCAUUGGCUCAAGCAAACAUCCAUCUGCCACAUUUGAUGCCCUGUUAGCUACUGCAGCAGAAGAACACAAAUUUCUUCAAGAAGAACAAAAACAACCUUAUACAGAAGAUCCCCUCUUCAAAUCAUUUGAAAUUAAAAAUCAGUUCACAAAUAAGAAAGUACAGAAGAGAAAUUUAAGUCAAGGUCAGGUACCUUAUGGCUCACCCAAAAGGCCUCGUUUGGAAUCUAUUUCCCCUUCUGCAUCACCAAACUCAGCCUCCAUGAGUUCUAAGUCGAAGACCUGCUCGUUGUCAAGCAUCUCUAGUUCUGGAUCCCGCAGCAGAAGCCCUAGCUCAUCACCAAGUAGUCAAAGCAACAGCACCAGCGGUGAAUCCGGCAAUGACUCCAAGGAGAAACUGUUGAAAUACAAGACACUGCCCACACAGCCAAUGCUUCCUGCUAAGAUGAUUCCAUGGUCUGGUUAUGACCUUGCAAACGGUGUUCAACAGUAUACCCUACAUGUCUUAAACCCCAACUUAAUGAAAACUGUUCAAGUUAAUAAAGUUGGAUGUUCCACAGCAAUACAGUCUGUAAACCCUGCAGAUAAAACUUCUAACUCAGUGCUAAGUAAUCAGAAAUCUGUGAUAGGUAGAAUAACUAAUUCUUCAAAAAGAAACAACCAUUCAGAUUUUACAAGUGUUUAUGCACAUAGUUUGGUUACACCUGUUUCUUCCAGUAAACAAACAAGUGUUUCUAAUCUAGAUCAAAAAUCUCCUAACAAUAAACAAGCUAAUGUGAUCAAAGUUCUGCCAAAGUCGCUUGUUGGUUCUCAAACAACGACAUGCACAGUGUAUGCACAGUCACAAGGAACAGGUAAUCAGACUCAACAAAGUGCUGUGAAAUAUAUCACUGGGCUUCCUGGUCAGAACAUUUCCACUCAGCCUGGAACACAUCACACAUUACCUAUGGCAAUCAUAUCGCAAAGUAAUGGGGUUGCACAACUGUUGACAUUCACAUCAGCAAGUUUAGCUGGUACUGCAGGGACCAACAGUGAAAAGAUAACAUUGCCAUCUGCUGUGAGUGAGCAGAUAUCUGCUGUCAACAUAGUUCCAUCAAUCAAACAGGCUGUCAACAUGACAAUUGCUAAUAACAUUUCAAAAUAUAACAACUUGCUUAACUCAAAUGCUUCACUUAUUGCUCCUAUAUCUCAGAGUCAUAGCUAUUCAGACAGUGGAAAGCAAUGUGGUAGCAUUAAGUCUAUAAACUCUAAUCAAGGACUACAACUUUCAGUUUUUCAGCAACAUCUUGUUCCAAUGCCAUUUCGAAAUCAGAACAUGGGCUCACACUCAAGCCUUCACAAUCAGAUCACAGCCAAUGUUCACAGCUUUGGUAGUCAAUGUGAGCAGCCCUCUGCAGUGAUUCCCCGACCAAGUCACUCUGGGACACCCAUUCCCAGAAUAGUGACACCGGCUCCUGGAUCUGCCACUGGUUCUGUGCUCUCUGACCUAACCAUGGAUCAUAGAGGCCAGAUUGGGUCACAGCUGCUGAUCCAACCCAAUCUUUCUCAACUGCAGAAUCCUGUAACCUUGAAUGCAGCAGGCCAGUUCAACACUGGUUUCCAUGGCAACCAUAGAGGCCUUACGCUGGUGGGGCUGCAUCCUGACCAGAGUGGAGAUCAUGCCAUUCGGCUGCAGAGCUACCAAGGUCUGGCCUCCCAGAGGCUGGCAAUGUAUUCUGAUCAGGCAGCUGCCAUGCAACCAACCUUUCACUCCAUUUAUAGACCAGGAGGUGAGCUCCUUUAGUGGUUGAACAAUAGACAGCAAAAAAAUAAGACAAAAUGGAACCUUGGAUAAUUGUGGGCAGCCUGUGAAAAAUAUUCAAGGGAAUUACUUCUCUUUGUCACUGAUGUAUCUUCUAAGCCCUGUUGCCUAACUCCAUUUUUAGUUUGUCGCUACAGUCUAUUCCAUAGAAUAGACAUUAUUUUGUUGUACUUUUUUUUACUUUAUACUUUUCAUUAAGUGACACAUGUGUCAAUAUAUUGAUAACAAAAUCCUAUAAUUUAUUUUCUACAAAAGAAACUUCUAAACAACUUAAUAAUCAAUGCAAUAAUCCACUUAACCGAGUUAUGUAUUUUAAACCAAGGGGUGAAAGUGUGAGGUGUAGGAAUACCCUUUGUCUGUUUUUUAGCUCACCUGAGCAAGCUCAUAGUUAUCUUUUAUGAUUGCCUUUUGUCUGUCGUGUUACAUUUGCCUUGUUAAAGGGACCUUUUCACAGAUUUUGCCAUGUAUUGAAGCUUGUCAUUAAAAAUGCUUUAUAUUGUUAAAUGUACAAAUUGGAUCUAAAAAGCUCCAGUAAAAAAACAAGAAUAAAAUUAAAGAAAGAAAAAAAAGUAACCCUGAACAGGGCUCAAGCCACUGACUCCUAGAGUAAAAGUCUAACGCUUAGACCACUCAGCCAUCCGUGCUCAUACAAUGAAUGAUGUAUUUUAUACUUUAUUCAAGCAAUCCUCAUAGUGUCACAAAUAUAACGACAACAACAGAACUCAAAUUAUUCAAAAGUUUCGCGUUGCAACGCUUUAUAAUUUUCAGGUUGUUAAGUCAAAAGAUGCAUAUAAUGGAUAUUUUAGGGCAUGGUAAAUGUUCAGUAUUACUGUUUCCUCAUAAAUAUCAUAACUACAAUGAAAAUUUGCGAAUCUGAAACAAUUGGUCUGAAGAUUUGUCCCAAUUAUAUCAUGGACGAGUUUGAAAAUGGUUCCGUUUGGUUCAAGACAUGGUGGCCACAAGGCGUGGCAUUUUUCCUUAUAUGGUUAUAGUAAAACCUUGUUAACACUGUUAAAGUCACAUUUAUAGUCCAAUCUUCACCAAACAUGGUCAGAACAUUUGUUCUAAUUAUAUCUUGGAUGAGUUCGAAAAUGGUUCCUGUGUGUUGAAAAGCAUUUUGCCUUGUAUGGCUUUGGUAAAAAAAACUCUAGAAGUCACAUUUAUGGUCCAAUAUUAAGAAACUUGGUCACAACAUUCGCUCUAAUGAUAGUUAAAAGCUGAGUUAAAAUUUGGUUAUGGUUGGUUGAAAAAUAUGGCCCCCAGGGUGUGGGGUAUUUUUCCUUACAUGGCUACAGUAAAACCUGAGUAAAACCUGUUUAGCACUCUAGAAGUCAAAUUUUUAGUCCAAUCUUCAUGAAACUUUUUAAAAUAUUUGUUCUAAUGAUAUCUGGGCUGGGUUCCAAAAUGAGUCCUGUCCAUUGAAAAACAUGGCCUCCAGGGGGUGGCUCAUGUUUUGUUAUCUGGCUGUAGUAAAACCAUGUUAACUCUCUAGAAGUCACGUUUAUGGUCCAAUCUGUAUGAAACUUGAUCAGAACUUUUGUUCUAAUGCUGAGUUGUUCUUAAAAAAUUAAUGUACUAAUGAAACUUGGUCAGAACAUUUUUUCUAAUGAUAUAUGGGCCGAGUUAGAAAAUGGUUCCUGUGCUUUGUAAAACAUGGCGGCCAGUGGGCGUGGCUUUUCUCCUCAAAUGGCUAUAGUAAACCAUUGUUCUUUCAACAGAAGUCUAUAUUAAAUAAGCUUGGUCAGAACAUUUGUUCUAAUGCUAGCUCCACUGAAUUCUAAAAUGGUUAUGGUUAUUUAAAAAAUACGGCCUCCAUGGGGCGGUGCAGUUUUUCCUUAUAUGACUAUAGUUAAACCUUGUUAACUUUCUAGUUGAUAUUUUGGCCAAGUUUGAAAAUGUUUUCAUAAUCAUUUCAAAAGUUGCAGAAAGCAGUUCAGUUCCCUGAAGUCUCAGGUGAGUGACUGUGUGCCUCUGGCCCUCUUGUCUAUCUGCCUGCCCCUCCAUUAGCAUGUCUAUCAACAAAACUGGAUCUUGCAAUUUCUCAAAAAGUAAUGAAGAUACAUUGUUUAAACCUGGUAUAGCACGAGUAUUCUUUGAUCAGCCCCUCUUACCCUCUCAAUGAAUACACCUAAGAUUUUAAAGUGAAAAGAGUUUAGAACACUCAUUUUUAGCUCACCUGAGCACAACCUGCUCAUGGUGAGCUUUUGUGAUCGCUUUUUGUCAGUCGUCCGUCAUGCGCCAUCAACAUUUGCCCUUUUAAUUCUCUAGAGGCCACAUUUCUUGUCCAAUCUUCAUGAAAUUUGGUCAGAAGAUUGGUCUCAAUUGUAUCUUGGAUGAGUUCGAAAAUGGUAACUUUUGCUUGAAAAACAUGGUUGCCAAGGGGCGGGGCAUUUUUCCUUAUAUGGCUAUAGUAAAAUCUUGUUAACAUUCUAGAGGCCUUAUUUAUUGUCUGAUCUUCAUAAACUUGGUCAGAAGAUUCAUCCCAAUAAUAUCUUGGACGAGUUUGAAAAUGAUGUCGGUUGGUUGAAAAACAUGGCUGCCAGGGGUCGGUGCAUUUUUCCUUAUAUGACUAUAGUAAAACCUUGUUAACACUUUAGAGGCCACAUUUAUUUUCCGAUCUUCAUGAAACUUGAUCAGAAGAUUUGUCCCAAUGAUAUCUUGGAUGAGUUCAGAAAUGGUAACCUUUGCUUGAAAAACAUGGCUGCCAAGGGGCGGGGCAUUUUUCCUUAUAUGGCUUUAUAUGGCUAUAGUAAAAUCUUGUAUACACUAGAGGCCACAUUAAUUGUCCAAUCUUCAUGAAACUUGGUCAGAAGAUUCAUCCCAAUAAUAUCUUGGACGAGUUCGAAAAUGAGGCCGGUUUGUUGAAAAACAUGGCCGCCAGGGGGCGGGGCAUUUUUCCUUAUAUGGCUAUAGUAAAACCUUGUUAACAUUCUAGAGGCCACAUUUAUUUAUCGAUCUUCAUGAAACUUAGUCAGAAGAUUUGUCCCAAUGAUAUCUUGGAUGAGUUUGAAAAUGGUAACCUUUGCUUGAAAAACAUGACUGCCAAGGGGCGGGGCUUUUUGCCUUAUAUGGCUAUAGUAAAAUCUUAUUAACACUCUAGAGGCCACAUUUAUUGUCCAAUCUUCAUCAAACUUGGUCAGAAGAUUCAUCCCAAUAAUAUCUUAGACGAGAUCAGAAAUGAUGCCGGUUUGUUGAAAAACAUGGCCGCCAGGGUGCGGGGCAUUUUUCCUUAUAUGGCUAUAGUAAAACCUUGUUAACACUCUAGAGGCCACAUAAUAUAUUGUCCAAUCUUCAUGAAAUAUGGUCAGAAGAUUUGUCUUAUUGAUAUCGUGGAUGAGUUCGAAAAUGGUUACGUUUGCUUGAAAAACAUGGCUGCCAAGGGGUGAGGCAUUUUUCCUUAUAUGGCUAUAUUGCUAUAGUAAAAUCUUGUUAACACUAGAGGCCCUAUUUAUAGUUUGAUGUUCAUGAAACUUGGUCAGAAGAUUCAUCCCAAUAAUAUCUUGGACGAGAUCAAAAAUGAUGCCGGUUGGUUGAAAAAAACAUGGCCACCUUGGGGGCGGGGCAUUUUCCUUAUAUGGCUUAAGUCAAACUUUGUUAACACUCUAGAGGUCACAUUUAUUUUCCGAUCAUCAUGAAACUUGGUCAGAAGAUUUGUCCCAAUGAUAUCUUAGAUGAGUUUGAAAAUGGUUUUGGUUGCUUUAAAAACAUGGCCACCAGGGGUGGGGCAUUUUUCCUUAUAUGGCUAUUUAUGGCUUAAGUAAAACCUUGUUUACACUCUAGAGGCCACAUUUAUUGUCCAAUCUUCAUGAAAUUUGGUCAGAAGAUUGGUCUCCAUGAUAUCUUGGAUGAGUUCGAAAAUAAUUAUGUGUGCUCGAAAAACAUGGCUUCCAAGGGGCGGGGCAUUUUUCCUAAUAUGGCUAUAGUAAAAUCUUGUUCACAAUCUAGAGGCCACAUUUACUGUCCGAUCUUCAUUAAACUUGGUCAGAAGAUUCAUCCCGAUAAUAUCUUGGAAGAGUUCAAAAAUGAUGCCGGUUUGUUAAAAAACAUGGCUGCCAGGGGGCGGGGCAUUUUUCCUUAGAUGGCUAUAGUAAAACCUUGUUUAGACUCUAGAGGCCACAUUUAUUUUCAUCUUCAUGAAACUUGGUCAGAAGAUUUGUCUCAAUAAUAUCUUGUUAUCUCAUGUGAGCGACUUUGGGCAUUUCAGGCCCUCUUGUUGUUAUGAACUUGUCAAUCUAUAGUUUUUUCUUGGACACAACAACACAUAUUGUAAUAUAUACUGUAUUAAAAUCAGCAAUAUUUUGACAAUUUACUGGCUUGAUUUAGCUUUCAGUAGUUAUCUGUAUCUUGUACAAUUUUACUCAUAAGUAUGGCCCAAUUUUUGAUACUAUGGGCAUGUGCUUGUUCUAUAAAUAGUCUCAGAAUGGGAAUAAGAAACUUUUGUUCAAGUUGUUCUUAGAAUACAGUUACUCAUUUGUCACAAAAAAGCAACUUAUAACACAUUUAAACUAAUGAUAAUAACCAAAUAGUACAUCAAUGUUUACAUAUUCCUGGUAAAUGGAUAAAUUGAAUGUAUAUAUUUGUUUCUACUGUGCAUGGUAAGCUUUUUUAAUAAAUUGGCACAUACAUUUUGUUAUGUUCUACAGCCUGUGCAAAUCAGGACACUGCUAUUACUCAAAAAGCACUUAAGCUAGGUGUAUUCAACUUGAAAGGUGGAUUAAGGUCAAUAUCGGGAAUAUGUAAUAUUUUCUUUUAGAUUUUGCUGUGAAAAAAAUGUGGUUGUUAUGAAUACAGAAAUAAUUGAAAACUAAUAUGAAUCCUGUUAUAACUCAAAAAAUACUCAAGCUUGAUUGAUAAAACUUAGUAUUUGAAUCAAUUAUAUAUGGCGUAUGCAUGGUAAUUCAUUGUUUUGUUAAGUCAUUCAUUUAGAAUUCAUUCAUUCCAAGCUUGCAAUAGUUUAUAUUAUUAAACUUAUAAAAAUGUAAUAUAUACGCAUGAUUUGAAGAAAAUUAAGAAAUUAUACCUUUUGGCAUUGAAAAAAAAGAAAAAAGUACAUUAUUUGGGAUAGAGCGCAGUUAUGGUCCAACUAUGUCUGUUGUUGUGCCUUAAGUGUCAUCAACUGUAAGCUUGUUACCACUGUUGAGGCAACUUUUUUAUAUCCAAUCUUGAUGAAACUUGGUAAGAAUGUUUAUCUUGACAAUAUCUAGGUUUAAAUUAGAAUAUAGAUUUUGUGUGUCAAAUCUAAGAAAACCUUGUUGCUUCUUUAGAAAACACACAAAUGUUGUUGCUUCUUUAGAAAACUCACAAAUGACUCUUAAACUUUUGUAUCUUGAAAUUAUGCCGUUCUUAAAUCUGGGUCAUUUGCCUCCAAAAACAAGGUCACCACAACAAAUCGGAGAAGAACCUUUCCACCAUGUUAGAGGCCACAUUUAUGACUCAAUCUUUAUCAAACUUGGUCUGAAUGUUUAUCGAGACAAUAUCUUGGUUGAGUUUUAAUGUGGGUCACAUUCGUCUAUAAACUAGGUCACCAGGUCAAAUGUUUUUUUAACGUGUCACAGCACUAUGACUCAAUCUUGAUAAAACUUAUGUGGUAGAAAGCAAAGUUACCAAAUAAAGUGUUUGAAAAUAAAUAAAUUAGUAAGGAAAUAUGAAAUCUGAUGAAUUGAUAAGUUUAAGGAAAACACUACUAUUGUCUUGUUCUGAAUAUGUGUAAGAAUUUUUGUUACAAUUUCUGUAUAUUUAAAGUGCAAAAGUAAAAAUAAAUUGCCCCAUCAGUGCAAAAAGGAACCAUGUGCAAUUUAACUUUAAUAGCACAUGAUACCUUUUUGCACCAAUUCGACAAAAUGUUCUUACAAGUUUAAAUUGUUUCAAUAGGUUUACUCAGACAUGGACUUUUAAGCUCACCUGUCACAAAGUGACAUGGUGAGCUUAUGUGACCGUGUGAUGUCCAGCGUCCGUAUGUGCGUGCGUGCGUGUGUGCAUCCGUCAACAGUUUGCUUGUGUAGACAGUAGAGUUCACAGUUUUCAUCCAAUCUUUAUGAAAUUUGGUCAGAAUGUUUAUCUUGAUGAAAUCUGGGUUGGGAUUGUAUUUGGGUCAUCUGGGGUAAAAAACUAGGUCACUUGGUCAAAAACUAGGUCAAAUAAUUGAAAAACCUUGUGUAGACUAUAGAGGUCGCAGUUUUCAUCCAAUCUUUAUGAAAUUUGGUCAGAAUGUUUAUCUUGAUGAAAUCUGGGUUGGGAUUGUAUUUGGGUCAUCUUGGGUCAAAAACUAGGUCACUAGGUCAAAUAAUAGAAAAACCUUGUGUAGACAAUAUAGGUCGAAGUUUUCAUUCAAUCUUUAUGAAAUUUGGUCAGAAUGUUUAUCUUGAUGAAAUCUGGGUUGGGAUUGUAUUUGGGUCAUCUGGGGUCAAAAACUAGGUCACUAGGUCAAAAACUAGGUCAAAUAAUAGAAAAACCUUGUGUAGACAAAAGAGGUCGCAGUUUUAUCCAAUCUCUAUGAAAUUUGGUCAGAUUGUUUAUCUUGAUGAAAUCUGGGUUGGGAUUGUUUUUGGGUCAUCUGAGGUCAAAAACUAGGACACUAGGUCAAAUAAUAGAAAAAACGUUACAAUUUGUUUGUGUAGACAGUAGAGGUCAGAGUUUUCAUCCAAUCUUUAUGAAAUUUGGUCAGAAUGUUUAUCUUGAUAAAAACUGGGUUUGGAUUGUAUUUGGGUCAUCUGGGGUCAAAAACUAGGUCAAUAGGUCAAAUAAUAGAAAAACCUUGUAUAGACAAUAUAGGUCGCAGUUUUCAUCCAAUCUUUAUGAAAUUUGGUCAGAAUGUUUAUCUUGAUGAAAUCUGGGUUGGGAUUGUAUUUGGGUCAUCUUGGGUCAAAAACUAGGUCACAAGGUCAAAUAAUACAAAAAACCUUGUGUAGACAAUAGAGGUCACAGUUUUUAUCCAAUCUUCAUGAAAUUUGGUCAGAAUGUUUGUCUUGAAUAAAUCUGGGUUGGGAUUGUAUUUGGGUCAUCUAGGGUCAAAAACUAGGUCACUAGGUCAAAUAAUAGAAAAACCUUGUGUAGGCAAUAGAGGUCACAGUUUUCAUCCAAUCUUUAUAAAAUUUGAUUAGAAUGUUUAUCUUGGUGAAAUCUGGGUUGGGAUUGUAUUUGGGUCACCUGGGGUCAAAAACUAGAUCAAUAGGUCAAAUAUUCGAAAAACUUUGUGUAGACAAUAGAGGUCACAGUUUUCAUCCAAUCUUUAUGUAUGAAAUUUGGUCAGAAUGUUUAUCUUGAUGAAAUCUGGGUUGGGAUUGUAUUUGGUUAGUCAGGUGAGCGAUUCAGGGCCAUCAUGGCCCUCUUGUUAUUAUUUAGGGUUGAGAUUUUAUUGUUCUAUUUAUUUAAUUUUUAAUAUUUCACUUGGGAUAGCUUUUUGUCUGUUGUUUGUCACUCCAGAAUCUAUAUGUAUUUCCCCAAAUUUGAAAUGCACGACCUUACUGUACAACACCUAUGCUCCUCUUCAAAUGGUCAAGAUCACAAAUCAAGUGCUUAAGUAAAGAAUUUAAUUUUUUGCUCAGUACUUUUUACAUCCUUGGAAGGAUUUUAAUAUCAAUUCUGAUUAUUAUUCCCCAUGAUGAGACAAUGUGCAGCGUGCAACUCCCAUGUUCCUUUGUGAACGUUUAAGGUCGCAAUUCAAGGUAAAAGGGUAUACAACUUUGUUUCUGCUCGUUUUCAUUUCACGGUUGAGUGGAGUUUAAUAUAUCUUUGAAUUAUUACUCCCUCUUAUCAGCAGAAAAUGUUUUGCCAUGUUUAUGGUUAACGUUCAAGGUCACGAUUAAAGGUCAAAGUUCAUUAUUUAUUUUUUGCUGUGCAACUUUUGAAAGCCUCAGAUAAUAUAAGCCUCAGCAUAUAUAUAUAUGUACGAGUUAUAUCACUCCUCGGUGAAAGGUCAACGUUCUCCAAAUUUGCUUUAGGGGCAUAUGGCACAUCUUGUGACACACCUUGUUUUUAAUGAUCUCAACUUAUUUAAUAAACAGAUCUGGUUCAUAGAAUAUUUCAGCAUACAGCUAGGUGGGCAUUUAGGGCCAUAUUGGUGAACUUUCUGUGCGUUUUGUUGCACUUUGUGAGUCAGCAUUAUCUGUUGUUAAUAUUAGGCAUGAUAAAGUUUACAUCAAAUGUUUGUAUUUUGUAUUUUUCUACUGGAAUGUAUUGUACUAUUUAUUGAACAGAUGAUGAAUCUUAGUUAAGCUGUUUGUAUGUUUGAAUAAUUAAUUGUCUUGGAUAGAUGAUUCAUGUAGUGGAAUUUAUGCUGUGCCAACCCAAACUGAACAUGUAUCUUGUCUUGUGUGCUUUUAGUCUAUAUAGUCUAUAUAUCCAGACAUAUUGUUUGAAAUCAUUGGACGAUGUAUCUACAAUUAUCACCUCUUUGCGAUGAUAAAAAUCUGUAAAAGAAGGUUUUCUCUGCAUGGGAUUAAAUUCAGAAUAAGUAAAAAUAAUUUAAUUUACUUGACAAGUUCAUGCCAAAUUUUGCUAUAAACAAUCUUAAUCUUAAUGUAUUCAGAUUCUUAGUGGGUUUUGGCCUUCUUAACAAUUGCUUUAUAAACUUGUAAGCAUGUAAACAUCAGCAAAAAUGUCAUGAAAGACAGUUACAUUCCUAAGGCAUUUAUUUUUUAGCAAGAAAGAUGAUCCGACACUGUAAAUAAAUGCAAAUGUGUUUGUGUGUAUUAUUUUUAUAUCCUUAACUAUUCAUAUUAUAAUUACUGUAUGCAUUUUUUAAAUGUGGGCAACUAAUAUAGCAUGAAUACAAUGGGUUAAGAUCUAUAAUUGACAAAAAGCAUUAGUCUAAUAGCAGUUUUAACAUUUUAAUGGUGUUAAACAAAUGUGUUAUUGUGUUUUCUUUUGUUUGAAUGAGUUUGUGUUGUCUGUAAAAAAAAGUGUCAAAAUUGCAUGUGUGAAUAAAUCUGAAGCUCUC